Molecule: messenger RNA, 360 nt
Organism: Aspergillus welwitschiae
Lineage: Eukaryota; Fungi; Ascomycota; Eurotiomycetes; Eurotiales; Aspergillaceae
Exons: 1
Coding region: 1-360 (119 amino acids)
Source: RefSeq, a predicted model, not a curated record
AUGUACGGACCAAUACAUCUUGAAGCCUGGGCGGGGCCCAAUUGCCAGGGUGAGACGGCUUAUACACAUUUUACGGACUCAUAUUAUGGACGAAAUUUAUCGAACGCUUUGGUAUCUCGCAGUUUCAAGCUCUCACGUGCUCUUCAUGGGAAAGAGCAAUUAGAUAUCUCUGUGACUCGCAAUUUUGACACGUGGUAUGCGGACAAAGAUCAACUUUCUAGGAAUGACUCUUCAUGCCAGAUUUUUGUUCAGACAUACUACGCUGUAAACGGAAGUACAGCGUGUCAUAAUACGCCUAAGUUCACAUGUCAUCGCCUUUGGACAAAUACUGGUCUUCCCUGGUCCUAUUCGACCGAAUAG